Schistocerca piceifrons (Central American locust) is the source of this 1980-nucleotide messenger RNA. RefSeq lists its product as uncharacterized. The record is from RefSeq and is a predicted model, not a curated record. NCBI's taxonomy places the organism in Eukaryota, Metazoa, Arthropoda, Insecta, Orthoptera, Acrididae. The coding region runs from base 1 to 1980 and encodes 659 amino acids. Gene Ontology annotation, biological process: DNA integration. Gene Ontology annotation, molecular function: nucleic acid binding. The transcript has 5 exons.
AUGAGACCAUUGAAUGAUCGUGAGUUGGAAGAAAUAGUAAAUGCCUCACCAGAUGAAGGAUCACUUUCUGAGUUUGAAGAUCACAUCAGCAAUGCAUCUGAAAGCGAGUGUUCCGAUGACAGUUACGACAGUCCACAGCCCAUACAAAAUAGUGUAGAGACUUUUCUUUCUAAAAAUGGGAAUAUAGAAUGGCAGUUGCAUCCACCAGCACAACAUGGUCGCCUACCAGCUUCGAACAUCAUCAAGAGUACCCCAGGAGUUACCAGGUAUGCAGUCAGCAGAAUAUCUGAUGUAAAAUGUUCAUUUGAAGCAGUAUUUCACACAGCGCUUCAAAAUGAAAUAAUAGAGAUGACAAAUAUUGAAGGGCAGCGAGUUUAUGGUGAACAGUGGACAGAUAUUGAUGGUUCUGUUUUCCAUGCAUACUUAGGACUCUUACUCCUAGCGGGUGUAUAUCGAUCUCAUGGGGAGUCUACAAAAAGUUUGUGGGAUAAAGAUACUGGGCGAAACAUAUUUCGAGCAACCAUGUCUCAUGAAACAUUCUGUAAGAUAUCACGUGUCCUGCGAUUUGACAAGAAAUCUACUAGAGAGGAAAGACGACGUACUGACAAACUUGCCGCAAUUCGUAGUAUUUGGGAGAACAAAACUUCAUACGUACUGAAAGCCCAAAUUUAUACAGGAAAGGUGAGUGGAGCGGCACCAGAAAGAAAUCAGGGAAUGAGGGUGGUAUCUGAUCUCACUUCUGAGUUACGUGGUCAGAAUAUCACGUGUGACAACUUUUUUACGUCGUACAAUUUGGGGCAGCUGCUUCUGAAAAGGAAAUUGACUAUGUUGGGAACUAUACGGAAAAAUAAGCCGGAGCUUCCACACAAAAUGACCAACAAGGAGGUACACAGCUCUUCAUUUUACUUCACAAAUGACACUACUGUGGUUAAUUAUAUUCCUAAGAGACACAAGAAUGUUGUACUUAUGAGCACUCUCCACCAUGAUGCGGAAAUCAGUGACAGGGCUGAUAAGAAGCCAAAAAUGAUUUUGGACUAUAAUUCAACCAAAGGUGCUGUAGACACGCUUGAUCAGUUAUUAGGUACAUAUACAUGCAAACGAAAAAGUAAUAGGUGGCCAAUGAUAGUUUUCUACAAUAUUCUUGAUGUUUCUGCUUAUAAUGCAUACGUUUUGUGGAUUUCGGUUGACCCUAAUUGGAAUGCAAGCAAAUUGACUAGAAGGAGAAUAUUCUUGGAGGAACUUGGAAAGUCACUGAUAAAAGAACAUAUUGCAUCAAGAACGCAUUUCCCAAGAACAGAAGAUUCUUUGAGAAUGGUCACAAGCAUCCAAAACCCGAAUGAUGUGGGUGGUGUGUCAGAAUCGGUAACAACAAGAAAAUCUACAAAACGUGCACGCUGUAAGUUCUGUCCAUCAAGUAAUGACAAUAAAACAAACAUGGUGUGUGGAAAAUGUAGUAAACAUAUUUGCAAGAAACAUGUAACCUACUUGUGUCCACAGUGCAAGCAGUACUGGAAUAGAACAACAAUGUCGAUAGCUAAAACUGUACCAAAAUUUAUGUUUCUAAAGCAUUUUGAUAUGUCGGGUCAUAUUGACCCGAACAGUAUAUAUGCAAAAUCCUUAAACAUUUCCACUUCAAUUCCACUAAAUCCAAUAGUUGCUGAAAGGCCAAACCAGCUUCUUAGUAUUGAUUUAACAGGUCCACUACCCACCGGUAGGGGAGGCGCUAAAUACUUAGUAGCAAUCCUGGACAAUUUUUCUAAGCACAUAAGACUGUACGCAGUAAAAUCUUCUUGUGCAAAUCCAAUAAUUCGUCGCAUUGAAAAUGAUUAUUUCCCACGAUUCGGGGUUCCAGAAUCAAUUUUGUCUGAUAAUGCUUCAAAUUUCACAUCACGCCCGUGGCGACGACAUGUCCUAGAGGUGAUUUUCAAUUUUAGUUAUAAGUUAGUAUGUAAGGAAAAUGAUGUACUCGAGAGGUAUUAA